GUCGGUGGGUAGAAAAUGAAGGGGUGGGGGGAAAAGAGGUGAGUAUAAAAGCUUUGCUGUCAGGAAUUAGGAAAUAUUCCUCGGGAGAAAAUAGACUGAGAGAUAUUUUCAAGACUUCUUACUCCAUAAUUAUCUUUAAGGACAGGGAGAUAAACAAGCCACAGGAUGAGGAGCCUUCUUCAGUUUCUGGCACUCUGUGCUGCGGUCUCUCUCUGUGUCUGCUAUGACUCUCAUGAAAGCACAGAAUCCAUUGAAGAUUUGUUUGUGCCUCCAAACCGAGCCAACUCAUUCAUCACGCCACAGAGGGGCAACGAACACAACCCACCCGGAGGGAACCAUUACAACUUCAUGAGGCCGAGAAAAUCUCCGGCGGAGAGGCGUGCAGAGAUCUGUGAGGACUACUCUCCCUGCCGCUUCUAUGCCUAUAGCCACGGCUACCAGCAGGCCUACCAGAGAUAUUUCAACUCCCAGACUCAACCCCAGAGACCAGCUGCAGUUCGUCGUCGAUACUAAACUCAGAGUAUCAGUCUGUCAGAUGCAGAAUUAUCAUUAUCAUCUGGAUAUGAAUGUGUAUCUCAACAUUCCACAUAUCACAACUUUUAUAUAAUUUAUGUUGUUGUUUUUGUGGCCUCCUCUGGAUGUUAAGUGACAAUCCUAGAAAAUACAUAUUUUCUAAAUACUGAGGCAUCCAGUGUGGCUCAAAUCUCUCAACAACCCAUCAUUAUACCCAUGUAGAAAUUCACGGCCCAUCUCUUGUGUAAUCUCAGGAUCACCUUUAUCCCCCUAUUAUCACACCUUCACAGCAUUUAUGAGCUUUAUGUGAUAUUCUUGAAUGCUCACUAUCCACUAAUCAUUUCUUACAUUAUCCGCCUACUUAUCCAGGCCAGCACUGCUGGUGAUUAUUUCCAUUGCUUUGAAAAAAAUAAAUAAAUAAACAAAAUUC
Lates calcarifer (barramundi perch) is the source of this 943-nucleotide messenger RNA. It is a transcript of the gene mgp, whose product is annotated as matrix Gla protein. Gene Ontology annotation, cellular component: extracellular region. The transcript is spliced from 5 exons. The record is from RefSeq and is a predicted model, not a curated record. Lineage: Eukaryota; Metazoa; Chordata; Actinopteri; Centropomidae. Gene Ontology annotation, molecular function: calcium ion binding. Bases 166 to 513 code for a protein of 115 amino acids.